ACUAUUUGAAAUUGUAGGUCCAAGCCACAUCGCCCUAAGAUUGACAUUUGAUGCGCAUCCAGCUCUGCUCACAGUGCAAGUGGAUAUGGCAGAUCCUAGUCGCCUAGGGCACGCUAUAGCUGCUGAGUGCGUCGUUGGCGCUGAUCACGACGCUGCUGGCCGGGGUGCUUCGCCCGGGCAGCGCGGGGCGCGCGGACGUCCUGCAGGCGCUCCCGGGCUCCCCGCCGCUGUACGCUGCAGUGCUGCUGGCCACGUUGCAGAUCCUGCUGUCCACCGUGACUUCUCGUGGCGCCGCGCGGCGCUGCGCGUGUCGCUGCUGGCGGGCGCCGUGCUGCUGGCGCUGGCGUCGCCGCGCCUGCCGCUGGUCAUGGGGCUGCUGGGCGCGGCCGUCACGGGCCCGCUGUCGCUGGUGCUGCCGCCGCUGCUGCACGCGCGCCUCCUCAGCCGCCUGCACGCGCACGCGCUGCCGCCAGACGACCCCGACGACGCCGACGGCGACGACGCCAAG
Messenger RNA from Gryllus bimaculatus (two-spotted cricket), 508 nucleotides. The record is from the annotation of a GenBank genome assembly. Lineage: Eukaryota; Metazoa; Arthropoda; Insecta; Orthoptera; Gryllidae.